Messenger RNA from Ziziphus jujuba (common jujube), 1051 nucleotides. Its product is annotated as dirigent protein 16-like. The transcript has a single exon. NCBI's taxonomy places the organism in Eukaryota, Viridiplantae, Streptophyta, Magnoliopsida, Rosales, Rhamnaceae. The record is from RefSeq and is a predicted model, not a curated record. Bases 89 to 835 code for a protein of 248 amino acids.
CCCAUUUUGCAUACUCAAAGACAGAAAUCCAAAUUUUUUUUCCAAAUCCGACUAAAAAACAAAACCUUUUUUAAUCACAAAGUUCAGAAUGAAAAAUCCAUCAUCACUUUCAAUUUUCCCAAUGAUUCUAAUGGCCUUUGUGCAGAUGGUUAUGAUCAAGGCAGCAAUUGAUCCUACCAAGGCCACUGGCCAUGAACCAGUUCUUGUAUUAUACAUGCAUGACAUCCUUGGAGGUAGUAAUCCAACAGCUAGGCCAAUCACUGGCCUGCUAGGCAACAUAUAUAGUGGUCAAGUCCCUUUUGCAAGGCCAAUUGGGUUUCUUCCACCACAAGGAGGAGUUGCUAUCCCUAAUGCCAAUGGUGCUAUUCCAACUGUUAAUGGCAUAAAUGGUAUCCCAUUAGGAACGGGUUUGGCUGGUACAGCAUUUUCUGGGAAACCAAACAGUCAGGUUCAAACCCAAUUGGGACCUGACGGGUUGGGAUUAGGCUUUGGUACAAUUACUGUUAUUGAUGAUAUUCUUACCACUGCACCUGAGUUGGGUUCGCUGACAAUUGGGAAAGCACAAGGAGUGUAUGUGGCAAGUUCUGCUGAUGGAACAGCUCAGAUGAUGGCGUUUACGGCUAUGUUUGAAGGCGGCGAGUAUGGUGAUAGCCUCAACUUCUAUGGGAUUUAUAGGAUUGGAAGUUCUAUGUCUCAUUUGUCAGUGACUGGAGGGACUGGAAAGUUUAAGAAUGCAGGUGGGUUUGCUGAGGUUAGAUCAUUGAUUCCUCCUGGACAACAUGCUAUAGAUGGGGCAGAGACUUUGCUUAGGAUCAUUGUUAAUCUGAGCUACUAAGAUUGGAGGUGGUUUUUGGUAAUUGGAAGAGAAAAAAAUUGAUUUUGUUUUGAAUGGUAUAAAAGAACGUAUGGGGAUUUUGGUUUGUAGUUUUUUUGUCAAUUCUCUGCAACAGAGUCAAAAAAAGUGUUUUCAGUUAUCAAAAUUAUUAUAACAGUAUUCUUACUUAAAUUUGUUGGAUUUGGUUAAUGGUUUUGUGAAGGAUUAUGUGUAAUU